AUGGUCGUCCAUAUGAGGGAAGGACAAGUGGUUAGAUACAAGGUUAACGCGAAGGCCGACAUGGUUAGGAACAACAUGACCCUGAUAAGCUGUCCGUGUCGAAAAUGCGGACUCCGGCAGUGGAUCGACCCUGAUUCUGGACAACUGGAGGAACACCUGCUCAGGCGCGGUUUCAUGCUCGGCUUCAACGAGGAGCCGGCGGCAAAUGUUGGUCAUGAAGAAGAGGCCGACAUUGGGCGAGAAGACGAAGAGUCUCCCGAACAUGGUGUUCAUCAUGAGGAAGGAGAGGGCGAUGAAGGAGAUGAUGAUGCCGGAGGAGAUGGUGGUGGAGAUGCCGAGAGCAAGCAGACGCCGCUAACGUCGGCCCUGCGGGACCCUCAUGUUCAAGAGCUUCUCCUGAAGGACACGGGCAACGCCAAACCUGAAGCCAAGCUGGCGCAAAUGGAGGUAGACGGGAUGACUCCAUUGUAUCCAGGGUGCCGGCCCGAGGAUACACGCUUGAGUGUAACGCUCGAGUGUCUGGAGAUGAAGGCGGAACACAAAUGGACCGACAGCAGCUUCAGCGAUAACAUGAAAUCCUGGCAUGCUCGUCUUCCCAAGGACAACACAUUGCCGACAAGUAUCGACGAGGCCAAGAAAGUAGUUUGCCCACUCGACCUACCGCACGUAAAGUACCACGCAUGCAUCAAUGAUUGUGCACUUUUUCGGAAUGAGUACAAGGAUAGAACCACAUGUCCGGUGUGCGGCCAAGGACGGUACAAGAGAGGGAACAAGAAAGUUCCUCUGAAAGUUGUCUGGGAGAAGCCCGCAGAUGAUCCGGAGAAGGGCAAGAUCCUGACACACCCUGCAGACGCUAGCCAGUGGAAUGCGUUGGACAUUGAGUUCUCAGAUGAGUUCGGGAGCGAACCGAGGAACAUUCGUCUGGGCAUGAGCACCGACGGACUCAAUCCCUUUGGAAACCAGAGUAGAACGCAUAGCACCUGGCCCGUGUUUGUAUGGCCAUACAACCUCCCUCCCUGGCUGUGCACAAAGCAGCGGUACGUAUACAUGAGUAUUCUUAUUCAGGGGCCAAAACAACCGAGCGUGGACAUGCAUCUGUAUCUCGGUCUGUUGAAAGAGGAGUUAGCCACGCUGUGGCAGACGCCGGCCCCUACUUGGGACGCGUACAAAAAAGAUUAUUUCCCUCUUAGAGCCGCAUUGCUAACGACAGUGCAGGACUAUCCUGGUUACGCAUAUGUAUCGUGCCAGGUGAACCACGGAUUCAAGGGAUGUGUCAAGUGCAUGGAUAAGACCCCGCAUCUGCAGCUGCCGAAGCCUCCCGGGUCUUGUAAAACUGUGUUCCAAGGGACUCGAAUGUGGCUUCGCUUCGAUCACCCGUGGAGAAAACGCAAGGAUCUGUUCAACGGCGAAGAGGAGCUCGGAAGAGCCCCACGACCGAGGAGCGGCGAAGAAAUAUCCGAGCUUUUGGAAAAUUGGGAAGAGUGCCCCGCGCCGGGAAAGAAGCGACCGCGGGAAUCGCCGCUGCUGGGAGUAUGGAAAGCGAGGAAGUCCAUCGGCGUUAAGCAGCUCAACAGGCUACAAGAAGAGAUCGUCGAGAUACUAUGCGAGCUCGAGAUUUACUUCCCGCCAGCGUUCUUCGACAUCAUGGUGCAUCUGCUUGUCCAUGUAGUGGAUGACAUCAUCCACCUCGGGCCGACAUUCCUGCACAACAUGAUGCCAUUCGAAAGGUUGAACGGUGUCAUCAAAGGAUUCGUUCGCAACAGGGCCCGUCCAGAUGGAAGCAUAGCCAAGGGCUUUCUCACCUACGAGUGCAUCUCCUUCGCCGUAACUACCUAA
This is a messenger RNA of Lolium perenne, 1836 nucleotides long. NCBI's taxonomy places the organism in Eukaryota, Viridiplantae, Streptophyta, Magnoliopsida, Poales, Poaceae. The record is from RefSeq and is a predicted model, not a curated record.